Messenger RNA from Spodoptera exigua (beet armyworm), 4010 nucleotides. The record is from the annotation of a GenBank genome assembly. Lineage: Eukaryota; Metazoa; Arthropoda; Insecta; Lepidoptera; Noctuidae.
CUAGUUUUGUGUUAUCUGUAUUGUCUGUAUCUUGGACCACCUAAACCUAAAAGUCAAAUUAGGGACAAAAUUUCAGUGACUAGAAUUUAUUAAAAUUAUGAAUAAUAUCGUGGCAGAAUGCUGUAAAAUUGUCAUUAGAAAACAUUGAUAACAUCAGUGAGCCUCUAGGGCGCUUACUUUGGCUUUAAUAAAUUUAUAUCCUUCAGUAUUCACCUUGCCACCUUGCACUGUAGUGGUUUUCAAAUUUGAAAUGAUAUUUUUGUACUAAUAACAUAAAUAUGAGAUAUAAUAAACAAGAAUUGGCUGCAUUAGCAUCUCAGACGUCACAGAAUUUCGAUCGGGAAGGUGUAUUAGUACUUAAAGAGAGACAGGAUGGAUUUUUCAGAAGAUCAGAGGGUUGCUCGGUCCGGUGGUUCCGUCUCCGAGGUAACCUGCUGUUCUAUUUGAAAGGACCAGAACCAUGGUACGAGCCCAUGGGAGUCAUAGUACUAGGACAUCAUCACAUCAAGGUACAGUCCCAGGAUGAAAAUGGACAUUGGCCCUUUCAGAUCACUUGGGACAACGGUGUGUGUUACAAAAUGGCGACGUUUCACGAAUCAGAGAGGACGUUGUGGCUAAAGGCGAUAGAAUUGGCGCCCUACGAUAAUAUUCAAGCGCAAGCGGACGCGCUGAGGGAAAGACUGAACAAAAUCAGACCCAAUUUAGAUAUAGCUACUUAUAGACUGCAGAAAGGAAUUGUGACUGAUAUGAACGAAGUGCCGCUCUGUGAGUUGGCACUGUCUUGUGACAAUCUCCUAUGUGACACGCACGGCCGACCGCCCUCGCCUCUCGUUGUCAUCUACGUCAAGAACGAUAAAGGACUCUGCAUUAAAUAUGGAGCUACUGAGAUCGUUGAGACUUGCAGCAAUCCGUGCUUCUCAAAGACCAUACUGUUUCGAGCGAGUGACGGGCUGACGGGGUCUGCGUUGGUGCGUAUAGUGGUUUACGACGUGAAGGAGCGGGUCUCCGAGACUAUAGUACCUAUGGGGUACACGUCAAUGCUGCUUAGCACCAUACAGGAAGCGCAGAGGUUACGGGUGGCGCUCAUCACUCGUGAUCAAAAGACAGUUGGCUUCGUAACCAUAAAUGGGUGGAGUCUAGAACCUUCCUACAUAGGCACGAGCCCGAGUCACACGAACGACAGAAACUGUAUAGACAUACCUCACAAAGUACUGUGCCAUAGACGUUCACAGUCACUACCACCAAGACUCGGAUUAAAGCUAAAGUUCCCUUCAUAUGGCAGUCUCUUGAAACAAAACUUUGUCAAUAGCCAUCAAGUCACUUAUAGGUUUCAUUCGGGCCUCGGCGGCGAUAUAACGGUACACGAGAUCAUGGCGGAACCGAAAUUGUGUUUUACAAUGCCUAUACAGCUGCUAGAUAUCUACAUUCAGAGAGAAAAGGAACUCUUAGAUGAACUUCUCUCAGUUGGGGAGAUUUGCGGUCAAUGGCAGACGAGGCAACUAGACCUCGUCAGCACGCACGUGUCAUUACUGAAACAUUACUGUCAUUCACGACGAUGUAUGCUUAGUAUGGAGAACCAGCACUUUAAAGCGAGCAGUAGAAAGGAUGAUGCGAGCUUGGAAUUCGCCCCAAUCAACCUGCACUUACAACGUAUGUGGGUACACAACGAUACACUGAACAAGACUGGCUUCCACGAUAUAGUCACCGUUGGAGCGUUCGCCACACACACGCAUAAAUCUGAGCGCACCGGAGGAUUAAUAAGGCUAGUACAACAAGUGAAGGAUAUCAACAGCACUAAAGCGGAGAUGAAUUCCAUCACGAAUAAAAUACAGGCUGAGUACGAUAACUUGGUGGCAGUGAGGAGACUCCGCGAAGGAAUCUCCGAAGAUAUGGAGAAGAUUCUCAUGUUGAUGCAGGCCCAGCAAUAUGGAGCCAUCACUCCAGUUGUAGAAGGUAUAAAAAGCAAAGCAAAGAGUAUACUGGCGCAGUGGGAGCCCGCUGUGGUCGAGGAGUCACUGUCUUAUAUCGGCUGGCCAAAGAACAAUAGUCCAGAUGAAGCUGAUACACACAACGAAACACAACAGACAAUGUCAACAAUAAUGCGGUUAACAGAACAACUGAGUAUGUUCGACACGAACUCAGACUGCGAUACGUUCGACGCUUCAUCGAGUUCAAGUUCCAAAGAGACCUCUCCUACUGGGGAGACACCUACCCUCUCGUCAAGCGUACCAAACAUCUCCAACUAUCCGAAAAAGAAGGUUCCAGAAACAGAACUACAAUUUCAUAAUGACUACUUCAAGAAUGAGAUAGAAGAAAGGGACAGAGGGGGUUUGAAUCACUCGUUUCGAUCUGUGAGAUUGUCUAAGCCAAAGAUAGAUGGGCAAAGUUUAUCGUUUGAUUAUACUAAGCGACAUGGCAGUCUGAGACACGACUUUAAGAGCUCCGCAUCCUUGGAACAAGUUUCUUAUAGAAGUUUAGUCGACAGCCUCAGGAAUGAUAAGAGAAAGGCGAUAGAGUUAAGGCGGGAGUCAGCAACAUUACCCGCUAUUGGACAACUGGAUCAAGCGACCAGAGACAACAACCUAGCGUUCCUAAGAAACGUCGGAAUCGUAGUCGAAGACUCUCUUACGUGUCUUGUAGAAGAAUUAAAUCGAAUUGUAAUAAAUAAUGCUUCGUCAGACGAAGACUUGGAGAGGAUAAAGGGCUUGAUGGAUGGUGUGAGGAGUAGUGCUGAUGAUGCGGCGAGAUGGAUGCGUUUGGCUCAUGCAGCGUUCCGGCUUAGAUGCGAGUCGCCGCUGUGGGCUCGUGAGCACGCUGCUUUGCAAACUAGGAGGGAUACUUGUUUCUCUCAAGCGUUGUCAACGGUGACGGCGGGCCUGUUAUGCUGGUUAUGUUCAAUGCCUGGAGACAUCGUCGCUAAGAUACUAAGCUCCGGCCUAGGACCGCUGUGCGGUUUCGAAGGUCUAUUGAGUCUGUAUUCUACGGAAAAGGCGAUGUGGGGCGACAUGGUGGUGGCAGUUGAAGAUCUUCAGACCGUCGUGUUUACCCUAACUAAAGUUGGUCAUAGCAAUUCAGCCGUGCCACAUGUUUCUGGAACCCGAGGAGCUCUCACUGUCUACAUUCCUAUUUCUGAUUCUCUUUAUACAAAAUUCAAUUCCAAAGAGCAUCUAUCAUUCACAAUAACAGCAGUCUUCUUCAACAUCGGUGUCAAUGAGAAGGCGACUUUAGCAGAAGCACUAGGAGAAACGACGCCGCAAUACCAUUCCAAUAGUGACAACUUAGACAGAUUGAACAAAUACUACCAUAAGUACAGCAAGAUAUUCCCUACAGAUCAUAUGGCGGCUAGCAGAGCAUCUUCUAGAACUAAGCCCCUUGAAGAAGUAAUGGAAACCCUCCGGAUAUGUGUGCAUAAGAAGGUUCCGAAAAACGUGGAAGUUCUACACUUGGCUGCUUUAGCGACUAGACUUAUGAAUGGUAUAAGAUUCACAUCUUGUAAGAGCGCCAAGGACAGGACGGGGAUGUCGGUGACCCUGGAACAAUGUUCCAUACUGGCUUCAGAGUAUCAUCUUGCUGAGCACGAGAUGAAAAAGGCCCUCAGUAUCAUGAGAAGUGAGGGUUGCCGCAGAGAGAAUACACAGAAAAACAUAGGCAUCAGAAAGUAUGCGUUUACCAAGAAACAAGUAAUGGCUUUACCAGCCGACUACAGACCGCCACCCGGUACCUACGGCUCUACUCAAACGUAAAGGUACAAAACCAAACAAAAAUAAACUCUAUACAAUCGUAACAAAAUCUAAAAUGUUCAUAUCAUUUUGUUUCGUUGUUUAGCUGUAACCUUUGUGUAAAUAUGAACUCUGGAAUAUUUGAAAUUAUCAUAAAAAUCAUGAGGAGAAUUCAAAUUUUCUAUCGAAAGCCGAAAGCGGUUCCACAGUGAUACUAUAUAAUAUAAAAUCUUGUGAAAUAGGUUUAACAUUCAUAUUAUAUCUUAGUAGAAUUACAAUAGCAGAAACGAG